This is a messenger RNA of Entrophospora candida, 593 nucleotides long. Lineage: Eukaryota; Fungi; Glomeromycota; Glomeromycetes; Entrophosporales; Entrophosporaceae. The record is from the annotation of a GenBank genome assembly.
UUCAUAAUGAAUGUUGACAAGACAAAAGAAUUACAAGAAAUCAUUAAACUCUUAAUAGAAAAACCCAUAAUAGAUCAUUCAAAAGUAAAAGACAUUUAUGAGAUUGCAAAAAAAUUAAGAACAGGACUUCAGUUUGCUUAUUUUAAAGUAAAAUGGGGUUUACAAAAUUGUGAUAUAUCAAUGUGUGAAAGAAUGAUAGAACAAAAAUUAGAAGAUUAUAAAAACUAUCCAAAUAAAGAAAGAAUACAUCUUCCAUUUCAUGUGUCUCCCAUACCUCCAUCAAAAAAUGGAUUCACCAAUGAAAAAGCUAAAGCUGUCUUUGAAAUACUUGAUUCAUUAGUAAAACGACCAAAAUCAUCAUCAUCUGAUUCAACUGAUAAUAUCAACCACUACAAUAAUAAAAGAAUUAAUACUAGAAAAUGUCACUUAAAUAAUAAUGAUAGAAUCUCUUCUACAACAGAAUCAGCUUCAUUAUCAUCUUUUGGUGCAUCUUCUCUUGAACAAACUUUGCCUCCAUUUUUCCCAAUAGAGGUGAAUCCUAAUUCCAUAGAACUCUAUUUAAAUUCAUUAGAAAGAAAUUAUGGUGCUUAUGG